AUGAUGUUUCUACGAAAUCAGAGCACUUCACUUACCAUCCAUAUUGUUUUCUGCAGGACUCAGAAUCACCUACAGGAGGACAGAUUAUCAACCUCUAUAAAACCCUGGAACAUGUCCUAUUUGAACCCCAGAAUUGUAAACUUGAUUGGCAUUCCUGGACUAGAACACAUUCAGUUUUGGAUUGGGUUCCCUUUAAUUGGGAUGUGUCUAGUGGCACUUCUUGGAAACAUCAUUUUAUUGAUCAUCAUCCCUGUAGAACACAGCUUGCACCAGCCUAUGUACAUCUUCCUGGCUGUGUUAGCAGCCACUGACAUAGGACUCUGUGCAGCCAUUGCUCCCAAGAUGUUUGCCAUCUUCUGGUUUCAAUCUUGUUCCAUGGUGUUUGAUGCUUGCCUCGUCCAGCUGUUCUUUAUCCAUGCCUUGCAAGGAAUGGAGUCUGGCAUUCUGUUGGCUAUGGCCUUUGACCGCUACAUUGCCAUCUGUGACCCUCUGAGACACACGUCCAUCCUCACACCUUCCAUCCUGGGGCGUAUGAUGGGAGUAGUGGUGAUCAGAACUGUCCUACUGGUUGGACUACUUCCCAUUCUCAUCAAAAGGCUGCAUGUGUUCCACUCUGUGCGCAUCGCCCACUGCUACUGUGAGCACAUGGCUGUGGUCAAGCUGGCUGCAGAAGACGUCAGAGUCAACAAGAUAUGCGGUCUUUUUGUGGGAUUCAGCAUUCUGGGAUUUGACAUGAUUUUUAUCCUCAUAUCUUAUGCCCUGAUUCUUCAGGCUGUUUUUCGUCUCCACCAGAAGGAAGCAAGGCUCAAAGCAUUUAACACGUGCACAGCUCAUAUUUUUGUUUUUCUUGAAUUUUACAUUCUUGCUUUCUUUUCCUUCUUUAGCCACCGUUUUGGAAAUGUUGGUCCCUCAACGCACAUUCUUCUGUCUACCAUCUACCUCCUGCUGCCACCUGCUCUCAACCCUAUUGUGUAUGGGGUAAAAAAUAUGGUAAUUCCAUGUGGCCCAGAUUUUUCUUCUGAAUCAUGGAUCCCAGCAGUGAUCUGUCAAAUAUUCAUGCUCAUCGAGAGGAUUAUAUUAUUUUUUUGA
Molecule: messenger RNA, 1089 nt
Organism: Cavia porcellus (domestic guinea pig)
Lineage: Eukaryota; Metazoa; Chordata; Mammalia; Rodentia; Caviidae
Product: olfactory receptor 52A1-like
Exons: 2
Coding region: 1-1089 (362 amino acids)
Biological process (GO): G protein-coupled receptor signaling pathway
Cellular component (GO): plasma membrane
Molecular function (GO): G protein-coupled receptor activity; olfactory receptor activity
Source: RefSeq, a predicted model, not a curated record